CUUUCCUCCAAUAACAUCGCCAUCAGCAUGUCCUCCCCUACCAGCUCCUCGAAAUUGACUCCUGUGAUAAAUAGCAAACGCCAAGAUUACUUACAUUGGGAUGACUACUUCAUGGCCACUGCCGUUCUAUCCUCACAACGCAGCAAAGACCCCGUUACACAAGUAGGAGCCGUAAUAGUAAAUGAAGAUAAUCGCAUAGUAGCCAUCGGGUACAAUGGUUUUCCCAAAAGCUGUGAAGAUGAUGAAUUUCCCUGGUAUAAAGCCAACGAUAUUAAGGACAUAGUAGAGGAUUUUGAUCCGAUUAACGAUAAGAAAAUGUUUGUGGUCCAUGCCGAGGCAAAUGCUAUACUCAAUAAAAAUUGUGCCAAUCUCAAAAAUACCCGCCUCUAUACAACGCUUUUUCCCUGCAAUGAAUGCGCUAAACUUAUAGUACAAUCGGGCAUUACGAAAAUCUAUUAUAUGUCAGAUAAAUAUGCCAAUAAACCCAUAUAUCGGGCGGCACGUUUAAUGUUCUCUAAAGCGAAAAUAGAAUGUCAACGUUAUAUACCCAAAAAAACGAAAAUUGUCAUAGAUUUUGAACAAAUAUUGGAGGAGGAAUUGAAUCUUUCGCAAGAAAUGGAGAAUAUUAAAUUAUAAGGGAGGAGGAAAAAAUAUGACUAUGGCUGGAUAUAAUUGCUGUACUAUUAGCUUUUUUAAGUUUUUAUUUUAAUUUUGGCUAAUUUGUUUUAUUUAAAGUUUUUGUGUUGUGCUUUCCCUGCGUUUUUUGUACAUUUUAUGUAAGAUGACUUAUAAUAAAGAAAAUUAUCCAAAA
Lucilia sericata (common green bottle fly) is the source of this 811-nucleotide messenger RNA. RefSeq names its product probable deoxycytidylate deaminase. Lineage: Eukaryota; Metazoa; Arthropoda; Insecta; Diptera; Calliphoridae. Gene Ontology annotation, cellular component: cytoplasm. Gene Ontology annotation, molecular function: dCMP deaminase activity; zinc ion binding. Gene Ontology annotation, biological process: dTMP biosynthetic process; dUMP biosynthetic process. The record is from RefSeq and is a predicted model, not a curated record.